AUGUCUUCGUCACGUCCAAGCGGUGGUCGAAAUUUCACGGACGCAGAAUUGGCCAGAUAUCUGAACUAUGAUGCUGUCAUUAGUGAUAGCGAUGGAGAAACUGAGGGGAGUGAAACUGAGGAUUAUUUGGAGGUUGAGGAUUCUGAACAAACUGAUGAAGACGACGAGCCAAUGGAGGCAGAUCUAUAUCUUUUAGACGACCCGCUGUCGGCCGUGGACACUCACGUGGGCAAACACCUAAUAUCCGAGUGCAUCACCGGGCUCCUACAGAACACGACACGCAUCCUAGUAACACAUCAGCUGCAUCAUCUCAAGGCUGCCGACAAUAUCAUAAUUCUACGCAAUGGGGAAAUUGAAACUCAAGGCACCUUUGAUGAAGUAUCCCGUUCACCGUUAUUCGAAGAACUGCUGGAAGAAGAUGAACAACCUGAGGCUGAAGGGCGAGCACAACUUCUGCGACAGCGUACUAUGUCUAUAAAGUCGCACAUCAGUGUCAACAGUACGGUUGCAGAAUACGGCAAUGAAAAUGAGGAAGAACCCGAAGAAACCGCCGAGCUCAUAGAAAAAGGGCGCGUGUCCGGGUCCGUGUACGUGAAGUACUUCCGCGCGGGCGGCAGCUGGGCGCUGCUGACUCUCAUGCUCGUGUCCAUUUUACUGGCACAGGCUGUAACCUCCAUCAGCGACCUCUGGCUCACGCAUUGGAUGAACGAUGUGGAAACGAAAUACUUACGAUUCGAAGACGAGAAAUUCAAUGCAAAUUACACGAGCACCAACAACGAUACAAACGUAUUCAACGAGACAACGGAACCACUAAUGCUGGAUGAUGCAACCGCUGACCCAACUUCACCAACGACAAUGAAUCCAAACCUUACCGUCAUAGGCACAAUGGUUAAAGCAGCACUAACUAUACAGAAUAUUACUGUAGGGGAGGAACCAUUUGAACAUUCUUAUUAUAUAUACAUUUGGGCGAGUGCUAUACUUGGAUGCAUAUUGCUUACAACUGAAAGAUCUCUGCUGUUUCUUUGGAUAUGCAUGCGCAGUUCUAUUAAGUUGCACAAUUCAAUGUUUAGUAACAUUCUUGCGGCCACAAUGCGCUUCUUUGACACUAACCCAUCAGGACGCAUUCUAAACCGAUUUUCCAAAGACAUGGGCAUUGUUGAUGAGAUACUACCGAGAAUGUUCUUGGACAGUGUGCAGGUGUUUAUGGUUAUGCUGGGAAUUUUAGUAAUGGUGGCCAUAGUGAACCCGUACAUGUUGCUGACGACCGCUGUCUGCGGCGUAUUUAUGUACAUGUGGACUAUGGUUUAUCUCAGCACAGCGCAAGCUGUUAAGAGAGUAGAAGGAGUGUCUCGAAGUCCCGUAUUCUCACACGUAUCGGCCAGUAUGGCGGGUCUGACCACAAUCCGCGCGAGCAAUGCUCAAGAGAUGCUCCGUGUACAAUUCGACGACAAACAAGACGUGCACACGGCAGCAUGGUACUUGACACUAACAUCAAACACCGCUUUCUCGAUAUGGUUAAGUCUCAUAUCGGCCGUCUAUGUCAUCGUUGUGGCCUAUACGUUCCUUUUGUUGGAUGAUGGUACAACGAAGUCAGGUAACGUAGGAUUGGCACUGUCUCAAGGCUUGAUCCUUGUGAACAUGGUGCAAUACGGCGUCAAGCAGGCGACGGAGGUGGUAUCUCAGAUGACAAGUGUAGAGCGCGUGUUGCAGUUCACGUCGCUGCCGCAGGAGCAGACGGCCGGCCCGGCGCCACCGCCCGGCUGGCCGCAGCGCGCCCGGCUCGUCUUCAAGGACCUUUACCUGCGUUACGACAUGGAAGCCGAACCGGUACUGAAGAAUCUAAACAUUGUCAUCGAGAGCGGUUGGAAGGUCGGUGUCGUGGGACGUACGGGCGCGGGUAAAUCAUCGCUCAUAUCAGCUUUGUUUCGCCUGGCACCCAUUGAUGGCCACGUGUACAUCGACGAUGUCGACACCGGCGAAAUUGCUCUCAAGGAGCUUAGAUCCAAGAUCGCCAUCAUUCCUCAGGAGCCGGUGUUGUUCUCCGCCAGCUUGCGCUACAACAUGGAUCCAUUUGACAAGUACACUGAUGCCGACAUAUGGCAGGCGUUAGAACAGGUGGAGAUGAAGCAGAGCGUGACGUCUCUGUCGGCGGCGGUGGCGGCGGGCGGCGCCAACUUCAGCGCGGGCCAGCGCCAGCUGCUGUGCCUGGCGCGCGCCGCGCUCGCGCGCAACCGCCUGCUCGUACUCGAUGAGGCCACCGCCAACGUCGACCCCAAUACUGAUGCCUUAAUCCAGAAGUCAAUACGCAAACACUUCGCCGAGUGCACAGUGAUAACGGUGGCUCAUCGAUUGCACACUGUCGCCGACUCCGAUCGAGUCGUCGUCAUGGAAGCCGGUCAGAUUGUGGAAAUAGGUCAUCCACACGAGUUGCUACAGAAAAGUGACGGCUACUUCACCCGCAUGGUGAAGCAAUUGAGCCCCGCCUCGGAGAAGAGUCUGAGGGAUCUAGCUAGCAAUGCCUACGCACAACACAUCAGAUACGUGGACGCCGAAGAACAAGGCCAAUCUAUUAAAUAA
Molecule: messenger RNA, 2577 nt
Organism: Parnassius apollo (apollo)
Lineage: Eukaryota; Metazoa; Arthropoda; Insecta; Lepidoptera; Papilionidae
Source: the annotation of a GenBank genome assembly